AUGGCACACGACAGACUUGCGUAUCCCGUAGCCCACACCGGUAUCAGUUAUAAUCCGGUCUGCAUUGAUUGGGAUUUCCUUGUGUUACAGGAGGUCGAUGACGCGAAACAGGGCGACAUGGAGCAAAGCGAAGAACCCGGAGUCACGCCACUGAUAUCUGGGGUCAUUGCAUCGGUGAAAUUAUACCUCUGCGCAGCUGCACUGGGGCUGGAUAAGCUACCUGGGAACCCGCGCUAUGGUCCAUUCUCAGCCUCGUCGUCAUCAGAGACGUCAAAGGGCCCUGACGCCCAACGGCUUUCUCUUGAACAAGGACUCAACAUUGUACACGCUGUGCGAGAUGUGAUCAACCAGUUACCAGAGGAGUUUAGAAUGUUCAAUCAGGAUGGAAACCCCAACGAAGGUUCCUUAUCGUUUGCCAUCUCGCGGGCGAAACUACAUAUAAUGAGCCUUUUUAUACAAAGUAUCAUCCUUGCGACACUAACAGCCAAUAACCCAUCGUUUGAGCAGGACUAUCGAGCUGAAGGUUCCACAGCAUCUAAGGAUCCUCUCCUCUCUGGGAAAAGCCAGAAUGCUGAGCACCAGCUGUUCAAUCUUCGCAAGGACAUCGCUCAGCAAUGCUUUCACAUUAUUGCCGUCACACCCGUCUCUGCUCUGAAAGCGAAUGGCAUCGCCGUGGUUUCAAAGCUUCGGGAGAUCACAGCUACUUUAUUGAGCUGCAAAGUGGAUUCUUCAUGUCCUGCUGAUGAAGAAAACCAAGUCCAGUCUUAUGUCAAACGUCUUAUUAGUACUUUAGUCGAGAUUGACUCUGUAAAGAAUAUUUCUGAGGAGUAA
Fusarium subglutinans is the source of this 831-nucleotide messenger RNA. Its product is annotated as zn 2cys6 transcription factor. The record is from RefSeq and is a predicted model, not a curated record. The transcript is spliced from 3 exons. The coding region runs from base 1 to 831 and encodes 276 amino acids. NCBI's taxonomy places the organism in Eukaryota, Fungi, Ascomycota, Sordariomycetes, Hypocreales, Nectriaceae.